Molecule: messenger RNA, 699 nt
Organism: Triticum turgidum subsp. durum (durum wheat)
Lineage: Eukaryota; Viridiplantae; Streptophyta; Magnoliopsida; Poales; Poaceae
Source: the annotation of a GenBank genome assembly
AUGUGGCCGAUCGGACCGCUCUGUCUCGCGGUCCCCGAACCGGCAGUCCAGAGCAAAGACGACCGUGACAUCUCGGACUGGCUGGACUCGAGGCUCGCCAUGGACCGGCCGGUCCUCUACGUCGCGUUCGGCUCGCAGGCCGAGCUGAGCCGGGCGCAGCUUGAGGAGAUCGCCGUCGGGCUAGACCACUCCGGCGUAGACUUCCUAUGGGUGGUCCGGUCCAAAUGGUUCGACACGGGGGAUCGGUUUAAUGACAGGUUCGGAGAUAGGGGCAAGGUGGUGGAAGGUUUCAUCAACCAGCUGGGAGUGCUAAGUCACAAGUCAGUCAAAGGAUUUUUCACCCACUGCGGGUGGAACUCGGUGCUGGAGAGCAUCACCAUGGGUGUGCCAAUACUGGCGUUCCCGUUGGGGGCCGAGCAGAAGCUCAACGCCAAGUUCGUCGUGGACGUGGUCCACAUGGGGCUCCGAGUUUGGCCCAAAGAAGAUGCUGACAAGGAAGGCAGUGGAUUGGUUGUGAGUGGAGACGUGCAGGUGUUGGCGAGGGAGUUGAUCUUCGGAGAGGAAGGGCGACGUGCCGCGGCUAGAGCAAGUGAGCUAUCUGCGUCUUCUAGAAAGGCCAUGGAUGUGGGUGGUUCCUCGUAUGAGAACCUGACAAAGAUGGUUCACGAGGUCUGUGAGACCCGUGCCGGGAGUGAGUAA